Molecule: messenger RNA, 1531 nt
Organism: Nilaparvata lugens (brown planthopper)
Lineage: Eukaryota; Metazoa; Arthropoda; Insecta; Hemiptera; Delphacidae
Exons: 2
Coding region: 160-591 (143 amino acids)
Source: RefSeq, a predicted model, not a curated record
UUUAUUAGCCUGAGGUAGUAAGACAUUGUACCUCUUCUCCGCCGCGACAAGGGUAUGGAUACGCCGUUAUAACUAGGUUAUAUAUAUUUUGAUAGAUCACAUGAAACUACCACACAUUCUCUGCAACGUGCAACUCAUACAACAUACAACUGUAUCAGAAUGCUGAAGGAAGCUGUAGUGUUGCUGUUGACAGCAUUGUUUACCUGCUGUCUUGCCACGACUGAGCAUCUAUUGCAGGAGGGAGCAUCGCACUUGGGACUGCAAGAGCCGCAAGGUUUCGCCGUACAGACCGGAUAUGAAGGAUUCCUGGUGCCAACUGAGCAAACCUCACCCAAUCUUCUGCAUGCUCUUCCUCUAGCGGGUAUCGCUCCUGUGCUAGGGUUCAAGGCUAUUGCUAAGGCUGGUUUGUGGUUUUUUGGACUGGUGAUGAUCAUACUGACAGGAGCGGGUCUAGCGUCUGCCGUUUGUGCAUUCACUCCUCUCUGCACUCUCGGUUUGGCGUUUGGCAGACAAAACUCCGACAAACUGCAAAUUCUCACCACAUUCGUUCACAAUGCGCUUGACAAGUAUAAGCGCCUCCAGAAGAAUUAAGAAAUCUCCAAAGUCAUCAGACAAGUUUCUUGAACUCACGCACCAUGCAACUCUGUUCUUAAAAGAUUUUAUUUGGAAAAAUAUGUACACAAAUUGAUAUGUGUCAUAUAGUGAGCCUUAAUUUUCAUGUGAUAUUUGAUGUUUGGCUUGAGGCCGGCCCAAGACUUGACUUAACAAAUAUUGUAUGACCCUGCCAACCAUAUUUAUGUUUUAUUACUCAAUAGUUUUUGAAUGCAUCCACUACAAUAGUACUCUUUGUUUUUGAAAACACGAGCCAUUGAGUUUACACGACCCAUUUUAAAUUAUUAUAACGAUUGUUUCAAGAUGAAUAGUAGGGUUUCAAACACAAUAUUUAUUUCAUCAAACUAACAGUCACAAGUGAAUAUCAAAUAGAUGAGAAACUAAAAUGCUCGGAAUGUAUCCGCCGAAAUCAGCUAGAAAGCGCUCAAGAUUGUGACUAAAGAACAGAAAGUGUUCAGUGUUUUAAAGUUUACAAAGACCAAUGAUGUGCACUAAUGAUGCCCUACUGAUGUGAACUGAUGCCAACAAACAAAAAUGUUUGAUUUUCUCUUUAAUUUGAUUUAUAAAUUCAUUUCAUUUGGACGUUAUACAUAAAUUAUAACGUGUAAGAACCCCGCUAUUCAUCUUGAAAUCCCCUGUAUUCAUUAUUUAUCUAUAUUUAUUCAUUCAAUAGGCAAAUACUUUUUCAUAUUAUUGGACCAUCUCUCUGUGGGGAAACGAUAAGAAUCAAUGAUUUACUACCACUCAUAUAUCUUUUAUAAUGUGCUAUAUAGGCUACUAUUAUCCCCACAAACGAGUGCAUUCGUGGAGUGCCGGACUUACGAAUGAAAUAAUGUAGGUUCGAGUCCCAUCAGAAUAAUUUUCUUUUUGCCGAAAGUUUUCAACUUCAAUAAAGAUUAUCCUCGUAAUUUCAACAAAA